Molecule: messenger RNA, 2500 nt
Organism: Hydractinia symbiolongicarpus
Lineage: Eukaryota; Metazoa; Cnidaria; Hydrozoa; Anthoathecata; Hydractiniidae
Product: tachykinin-like peptides receptor 86C
Exons: 4
Coding region: 164-1231 (355 amino acids)
Biological process (GO): G protein-coupled receptor signaling pathway
Cellular component (GO): membrane
Molecular function (GO): G protein-coupled receptor activity
Source: RefSeq, a predicted model, not a curated record
CAAAAAUUGAUUUCUUAAGUUGGCUAAAGCUAUUCCAAAUGUGUGUACUGCGGUAUGAAAUGGAAAACUGACUAUUGACCUGCAGAUCUUGUUGUGUAUUUGUUUCGAGAAAUGUAAAAGGUUUUAGAAAAUACUUCAGAUCCAUCACUUUCGGCAUAGUUGGAUGUUGGUACCAAUGGCAAAUGAAACAAAUAACACACUUAUUAGUCAUUUGAGCAGUGGUCAAACAUCCCAAUGUAAAGUUGAUGAGAUUGAUACAAUAAUCAUCAUAGGAUAUGCGUUGGUAUUCAUCAUCGGAGUGAGUGGAAACGCAAUAGUGCUCCUGGUAUUUGGGUGUGGUAGAUUACGAAGUCGCGUGCUGUAUAUUCUUAUUUCAUACUUGGCAUUUUUUGAUGGGCUAUCGUCAUUCAUAAACCCAUUGUUGUUUAUAUACUGGAUGGUCACGUGCAAUAAGUCGUGGCAUUUUGGCGAAUUGGGUUGUAAGCUCCUUCCAGCGCUAGGUCGUAUUUUUACUGAUGUUUCCAUCGGUAUAAUUUUAAUCAUGGCUAUCGAUAGAUGCGUAGCUAUUGUGUUUCCUAUGAAAGCAAGAUUGAAAACAAGAUCUGUACACUUUUUACUGCUAUGCCUGUUCACACUGUCUAUAACUUUUGAAAGUUAUUACAUCGUCACUUUACAUGUCGACGCCAAUGGAGCUUGUGCAGUAGCAGACAUUAGAGACUUAUGGUAUUCCUAUCCGUUGGUUAUAACUAUCAGUAUACGUGACGUUGUUUUUAUCAGCGUCUUUAUUACGACGACGGUACUAGUGUAUCGGAGAUUGCAGAAAUCGGAAAGAAAACAGUUAUUAUCAAAUGACAAAAAUAUGCAGAGAAAAAACAAUAAGGUCAUGAAAAUGCUGAUCGUCAUGGCAAUAGUGUCGGCUGUGGCGGUUAUUCCACGCGAUAUACUUCAUCUGUCGUAUGUUUUGUCACACAUGGUAACGGGAUUUGUAAACAAAGGAAUACAAUUUUCGCACUCCUUGUUGGUGACAAACAAAGUUCUCAAACUUCUACAGAUUAGCAACGGUAUAUACAAUGUCUUCAUCUAUGGUAAGAUGUAUGGCACAUUCAGAAAAAAAAUAAAAAUGUUUUUCUGCAGAAAUCUCUACCGCAACGAGCAAAACAGUGAAAAAAAUCAUAGCCAAACCUAUCAACCAGAUACUAUCAGGCUUCGAGAAAGUUUAAGCCGUGUAUAAAAUGGCAAACUUCAUCCCUAGUGGUCGAUUAAAAAAGCUUGGUGACGAGAAUACAUUACAAAUACAAUGCUGACGAUUGAAAAGCAGUCGACAUUUUUUAGAACAUCGCAUAUGGUUUGUUUUUGCUCGUAGUUUAUCCCAAUUUCUUUUUCACCCUGUUCAACCCUGGAAUCAAGGUUUUCACCCUUUUCAACCCUGGAAUCAAGGUUUUCAGCUUUUUCAACCCUGGAAUCAAGGUUUUCACCCUUUUCAACCCUGGAAUCAAGGUUUUCAGCUUUUUCAACCCUGGAAUCAAGGUUUUCACCCUUUUCAACCCUGGAAUCAACGUUUUCAGCUUUUUCAAACCCUGGAAUCAAGGUAUUCAGUUUAAAAUGGUAAUAUUUCCACAUGCGAUCUCCCUUUUUGUCCCCAGUUUUUAACAAAGAAACAAAAGGUAACUAAUUUUGCAUAAUAUUCUAUUUAUUCGUUUAAUAUUUAUUUAUUUAUUAAAAACUUUAUGUGAAGAAAUUCGUUCGCGUUAGUUUGCCCGUAGAUCAGCUUUGGUUGCGCUUUGUGUAGGUCUACCAUCUUUCUUAAAGACGUGUUAUUAUGACUUUCUUAAAAAGAGAUUUUUAAAAACAACACAGCAACGUAGUGUAUCGACCAAAAGCUUUGUUUCGCUUCCAUACUUGUAUAUUGAAAAUACACUUUCUUUUCAAAGAACAAGAAAAAACUAAGCAAAGGUUAGACGUUCCUAGUUGGAGCGCAGCAAAGCUUGUCUACGCGUAAUCUAAAUGAUUUUCGCACAGCAUAUCUUAAGGAAAAAAAUUAAUGCGAAAGAAAGAAUACGGAAUUCAUGUUUGCAAUUAAUGUAUUCUCAAACUCAAAUCCUGCAUUUUUAGGUUAGUAUGGAUAGACGUUCGUAAUUUUUUAUUUCGCAUACCUUCUUUUCAGAACUUUUCUUGUAAAUUCAUCAUAAAUUUCCACUUCUUACAUGUGUAAUUAUUCCGUAUUUAGCGCAAUUCUCAAAUUCCUAUUCGCAUACUUUGCAAUUUUUUUCUUCCGCAAACAAUAUUUUUCCCUUGAGGUAAUUUAUAUAGCACAAAAAACACCCAGCGAAAAAUAGUUAUGGAUGAUGUAAUAAAUAUUUUUGACAAUUCACUCUUGUAUUUCACAAAUAUACAUCCAGCUCUCCCCUGUUCCUUUUGUAAUUUGUGAUACCUUUUAAAACUACUCCUAAAAAAUGUAAAUGUUGGUGAGAUGUGCAAAUAUUUGUAUAGGAUUCGAAAA